AUGGCUAAGGUGCUGAAGGAGAUCCCUCUGGGGGACCUGCAUCCUAACGAGACGGUCCAGGCAUCCCAAGAGGCUCAGCUCCUGUCCCAGCUCCACCACCCAGCCAUCAUCACUUUCUACAGCAGCUUUCUGCAUAGAGACUCCUUCUGCAUUAUCACUGAGUACUGUGAGGACAGGGACUUGGACUGUCAUCUGGAGGAAGUGAGAGAAGCAGGGCAGAGCUUGCCUGAGACCCAGGUCACUGAUUGGCUGAUCCAGCUACUGCUUGGACUCCACUACAUCCAUAACAGGCGCAUCCUCCAUAGAGAUCUGAAGGCCAAAAAUAUCUUCCUGAAAAGGAACAUAGUUAAAAUCGGUGAUUUCGGGGUGUCCUGUCUGCUGAUGGGGUCAUGUGACCUGGCCACCACCUUCACGGGCACGCCUUACUACAUGAGCCCUGAAGUCCUGAACCACCACGGUUACGACUCCAAGUCUGAUAUCUGGGCUCUAGGCUGUAUCCUGUAUGAGAUGUGUUGCCUGUCACACGCCUUUGAAGGACACAACUUCUUGUCAGUUGUGAUGAAGAUAGUGGAGGGAGAAACCCCCAGACUGACAGCCAGUUACUCUCUGGAGCUCAACACACUCAUGCAAAGGAUGCUGGAGAAAACCCCGUCAUCCAGGCUCUCUGCUGCAGAAGCUCUGAAGACUAAAUUCAUUGAGGACAGUAUGCAGAUCUUAAAACACAAGUUCUGUAGUCUGACACUGAGAGACAAGACAUCGGCGGGAGAACGAGACGCAGCACAGAUAUUGAAAGCGGUGCAGAGAAAGGUGCACCUUCAGACACUGAGGGAGAAGUCCGAGCUAGACAGAAUGACCCCCAGGGAGAGAAUGAGGCUGAGGAAGCUGCAGGCUGCUGACGACAAGGCCAGGAGGCUUAGGAGACUUGCUGAGGAGAAAUACCAGGAAAACCACUUCCGAAUGCAGGAGCUGAGGAGCCGCCAUUUCGAGAAAGUCAGUUUGGACGUCUUGAAUGAGAGUGCAGGAGAUGCAGUCCACCAGACUGCACCAAUCACAGCUGAGGACUACCGGUCGCUGGGUUGCUCACAACCAAUGGGAAGGCAGCAGCAGGACAAGAUGCGAAUGUCUGAGCCAGUGGGGCGUGGGAACGUCGACGAGGCCCGGGGGGUCCCUCAGAUCUCCAAUGCCCCAGAUUCCCUCAUCUCGGCUGGGAUCAGAGACACCGAGAGCCCCUGGUGGCAUGAAACCUCUCCUACUCUGACAGACCAGCCAUAA
This is a messenger RNA of Salvelinus namaycush (lake trout), 1272 nucleotides long. RefSeq names its product NIMA-related kinase 11 (gene nek11). Lineage: Eukaryota; Metazoa; Chordata; Actinopteri; Salmoniformes; Salmonidae. Gene Ontology annotation, biological process: protein phosphorylation. The coding region runs from base 1 to 1272 and encodes 423 amino acids. The transcript is spliced from 13 exons. Gene Ontology annotation, molecular function: protein kinase activity; ATP binding. The record is from RefSeq and is a predicted model, not a curated record.